GAUCUGCCACGUCUUAAGAUGUGUAUAAAUUCACCUCAUUAGGGUUUCCACCUUGUCAACGACGGCGCAGCAGAGCAGCGGCAGCCAUGGUUCUCAAAACUGAACUCUGCCGCUUCAGUGGUACCAAGAUAUAUCCUGGAAAGGGUAUUCGAUUUGUGCGUUCAGAUUCUCAGGUCUUUCUUUUUUUCAAUUCAAAAUGCAAGAGGUACUUUCACAACCGUCUCAAGCCUGCAAAGCUCACCUGGACAGCAAUGUACCGAAAGCAGCAUAAGAAGGAUAUUGAUGCUGCGGCUGUGAAGAAGAAGCGCCGAACUACUAAAAAGCCUUAUUCUAGAUCGAUUGUUGGUGCCACUUUAGAUGUGAUUCAAAAGAAAAGAUCUGAGAAGCCAGAAGUAAGAAAUGCUGCUAGGGAAGCUGCACUUCGUGAAAUCAAAGAGCGAAUCAAGAAAACCAAGGAUGAGAAGAAGGCAAAGAAGGCCGAGUCGGUUGCCAAGACCCAGAAGACUCAGACAAGAACUGCAGCAAAAGGAGCUGCACCGAAAGGUCCGAAGCUUGGGGGUGGCGGAGGAAAGCGCUGAAGCCCAUUUCUACCAUUCUUCCAAUUUAGUUUCAGUAGAUCUUGUCGUAUUUGACUGCAUUGCUCUUGUGUUCCAUUUUUAGCAUUUCAAUUGACUCCUUUUAAGUUAAAUUUUCAGUCAGUCAGUUUUGAAUCAAAUUGUAUCAGAAGUCAGAAGCCCUGCAAUUUAUAAUUAUUGCAAUUAUCACUA
Molecule: messenger RNA, 767 nt
Organism: Zingiber officinale
Lineage: Eukaryota; Viridiplantae; Streptophyta; Magnoliopsida; Zingiberales; Zingiberaceae
Product: 60S ribosomal protein L24-like
Exons: 5
Coding region: 87-578 (163 amino acids)
Biological process (GO): cytoplasmic translation
Cellular component (GO): cytosolic large ribosomal subunit
Molecular function (GO): structural constituent of ribosome; mRNA binding
Source: RefSeq, a predicted model, not a curated record